CCAGUCAGAAAAAAAAGCGGCUUUUACUGGAACGAGCUCACCCGUGAAUGCGCCUCCGAGAAGUUAAAACAGCUGUCUAUCUGCAGAACACGACACGGGGCCACGGAGAUACCGAGAUAAUGCUGUUGUUACGCCUUGUUCUGAGGGCAAAGAGUCAAAGGAAGUAGUUUUGUAUUGUUUAUUCUCCUGCGCUACAUUGUAAAGUGUUUUCCAACAAGAAGUCGCGGAUUCAUGAUUUGUUUUUGUCCAGAACCGAGGAUAAGGCUAUACUGACGGGGUCUCGAGUUCUCGAAUGAGAUUUUAAGGGUCCAGAAGCACUUUUUGUAAUAAGGAAUGGCCACGGCACGGCUGGACUAUAUCGCUCCAUGGUGGACAUACUGGCUGCACAAUUUCCCCCACUUCAACUUCACCUUCCAGCCCGUUGAUAACACCUUCAGACCCGGGGAGGCGAGCUACCAGCAGUCUCUGUUCUUCCUAGCCUGUAUAUCAGCUGCUGGACUAGUCCUGAGCCUCCUGCUGCUGUCUGUCUACCUGACCAGUGUGUGCUGCUGCAGGAAGGAGGAGGAGGAGGAGACCAAGAGGCCUGACUCCUGCUGUGUCUCCUGGACCGCUGUCAUCACUGGGCUCAUCCUAUGCUCUGCUGUUGGAGUGGGUUUCUAUGGUAACAGUCAGACCAAUGACGGGGUGUACCAGCUGACCUACUCCCUCCACAAUGCCAACCACACUCUGGGUGGCCUCAACAGCUUGGUCUCCAAUUCUCUGGGCAGUAUGGAGGUGGGUCUGCAGCAGCACCUGAAUCGUCUGGAUGAGAUCUUUGCUGCGCGGGGAGACUAUGUCCAGGCCUUGAGGUUCAUGGGUCAGAUGGCUGACAACAUCAUCAGACAGCUGACCGCCAUGCCGGACCUCAGCAAGGCCAAGGUGGACCUGUCGGCCAUCGCUGAUCAGACAGAUCACGUAGAAUACUACAGGUGGCUGACCUACCUGCUACUGCUGAUCCUAGACCUUGUUAUAUGCCUGUUGGCCUGUCUGGGGGUGGCAAAGCAGUCCCGGUGGCUAAUCACCAUGAUCAUGGUGUUUGGGGUGAUAUCUCUGGUCCUGAGCUGGGCAUCACUAGGAGCAGGCACUGCUACUGCCGUGGGCACCAGUGACUUCUGUGUGUCUCCAGACAAGUUCAUAGCAAACAGGACCAAGGAGUUCCUCAGUGCAGAAGUGACACACUACUACCUGUAUUGCAGUCAGAGUCUACCCAACCCUUUCCAACAGUCUCUGACUAUCUUCCAGAGGUCUCUGACCACCAUGCAGAUCCAGAUACAAGGACUACUGCAGUUCUCUGUACCUGUCUUCCCUACUGCUGAGAGAGAUCUUCUGGGCAUCCAGCGCCUGCUGAACUCCACAGAGUUCAACUUGAACCAGUUAACAGCCAUGCUAGACUGCAGGGGGCUCCAUAAGAACUACCUGGAUGGUCUGAUGGGGGUGUGUUAUGACGGGGUGGAGGGUCUCCUCUACCUCUGCCUCUUCUCUCUGCUGUCGGUCAGUGCCUUCUGUGCCAUGCUGUGUGCCAUCCCCCGGGCAUGGACCCUCAUCACCAGCAGGGACAGGGCCUAUGAUGACAUCGAUGAGGAGGAUCCGUUUAACCCCCAGGCCCGUCAUAUGACCUUCAACCCCAGCAGAGCCAGCCAUGUACACAGCUUCUGUAGCUACAGCAGCAGUCUGGACGGCCAGGCCAGUCCACACCCUCCACCACAGACUGCUGCCAUCCUCCCCACCUCAGAGUACAUGAAUCAGUCCAUGCUGUUUGGAGGGAACCCUCGUUAUGAGAACGUUCCUCUGAUCGGGAGGGGAUCCCCGCCACCCUCGUAUUCUCCCAGAAUGAGAACUACCUACCUGUCUAUGACUGACGCACAGAUCAGACACUUUGGGACAGACUUCCAGCAGGUAUAGCCCCCAACUAUGGCCUACUGGUCCCCCUCAAGAAGGGUCUGUCUGGGACUACCACUGUACUGAGGACGGGUCUGUCUGGGACUACCACUGUACUGAGGAAGCAGAGUUUACAGAUCACCCUGUCCAUGGAUGUCUCACCCUGCUCUCCUGGCCAUCUGCUACUUAAAUGCAGGAGGUAUGGGGUCAACAAUGGCUCAGGAACACACUGACACUCUCAAAGUCCUGUACUGUACGUGUAGAAACCAGGAGACUACAUAGAACCCUGAGUGUAAAGUGCACUUGCAUCUCUCCCCAAACAAACCAACAAUUCAGUUAUGUGUUUUCUUCAAAUGUGAGUGUUCGUCUCGAGCCAGAUCAGAAGACAUGAUUGUUAUGAACCAAGUUGAACGUUUAUAUAUUUUCCUGUG
Messenger RNA from Oncorhynchus gorbuscha (pink salmon), 2348 nucleotides. RefSeq names its product tweety homolog 2, like (gene ttyh2l). The coding region runs from base 334 to 1941 and encodes 535 amino acids. Gene Ontology annotation, molecular function: intracellularly calcium-gated chloride channel activity; volume-sensitive chloride channel activity. Gene Ontology annotation, cellular component: plasma membrane. The transcript has 14 exons. Lineage: Eukaryota; Metazoa; Chordata; Actinopteri; Salmoniformes; Salmonidae. The record is from RefSeq and is a predicted model, not a curated record.